AUGCUCAUUUCCAGACCCUUCCUUGUGUCACUAGGCAUUGCCGGGGUAUAUGCCGCCAGCCCAACGACAUCGGCACAGACUUCAUCUGUCACUGGCUGUCAUAGCCACGGGUCAAGCAUUUACUGUAUUGAUGGCGAUGGUCAUGAAGUUUUGGUCUCGGCCACAUCCACCCCCACAACAGGAGUACCAGCACAGUAUACUGGGUGUCACUCCCAUGGAAGUGAAUCAUAUUGUGUGGAUUCAGAUGGAAACGAUGUCCUGAUUCAAGAAGAAGAAACGGCAACGGGGACCGAGAGUGAACACAAUCACAGUGGACACGAUGAACAUGAGCACAAUGAACAUGGGCACGAUGAACACGGGCACGACGAACAUGAGCACGAGGAAUCCUCAAGCGGAGCCAAACAAAACUGCCAUUUCCAUGCCGGUGUAGAACACUGCGUCGGGGAAGGUGAAUCAAAGGGACAUAGUGAGGCAUCGUGCGGCAGCAAAGCAAGAGACUAUGACGUGCCUCUGCGCAUUGGCACUCUAUUUGUUGUCCUCGCAACUAGUGCAAUUGGUGUUUUUGCCCCAAUCCUGUUGAUGAAACUUCCAAAUGCCUCCAUCAAUGGGGUGGUCUCAACUGUCAUUAAACAGUUCGGAACCGGCAUCAUCAUCGCCACGGCUUUUAUUCAUCUGUACACACAUGCAAACCUCAUGUUUACCAACGAUUGCCUGGGGGAGCUCGAGUAUGAAGCGACUACCUCCGCGGUAGUCAUGGCUGGCAUAUUCCUUGCGUUUUUGUUGGAAUUCGUCGGCCACAGGGUCAUAGUUGCUCGCAACAAGAAGAGCAUUGCUGCGGAUACCACGCCGUCCGAGUCGUCCGAUUCCCAGCAAGCACCACAUAAGGGACAUGACGGCUACCCUCAGAACCAGCAGCAACAGCCCACACUGGCCUGCCUCGGGCACAGCCACGGCUCCGAUCCCACCGGACCCAACAGCAAAUUCUCCGUCCUUGUCAUGGAAGCGGGUGUUCUCUUCCACAGUAUUUUGAUCGGUCUGACCCUGGUCGUCGCUGGCGACUCCUUCUACAAGACUCUUUUGGUCGUGAUUGUGUUUCAUCAGUUCUUUGAAGGAUUGGCACUCGGCGCUCGUAUUGCAACACUUCCAGGAGCCAUAUUCCCUUCCAAGGCUGGUAUGGCAGCAGCAUUCGCCUUGAUCACACCAGUUGGUAUGGCUAUCGGGCUUGGCGUCCUCCACAGCUUUAACGGUAACGCGAGAAGCACUUUGAUUGCACUGGGCACACUGGAUGCGCUCUCUGCAGGCAUUCUCGUGUGGGUUGGGGUCGUGGAUAUGUGGGCGCGCGACUGGGUUAUUGAGGGAGGUGAGAUGUUGCAUGCAAACAUAGGAAGAGUUUUGACUGGUGGUGUAUCUUUGAUCACUGGACUGGUGUUGAUGGGACUGCUGGGUAAAUGGGCUUAA
Messenger RNA from Penicillium bovifimosum, 1458 nucleotides. RefSeq names its product putative ZIP Zinc transporter (gene zrfC). Gene Ontology annotation, biological process: zinc ion transmembrane transport. Gene Ontology annotation, molecular function: zinc ion transmembrane transporter activity. Lineage: Eukaryota; Fungi; Ascomycota; Eurotiomycetes; Eurotiales; Aspergillaceae. The coding region runs from base 1 to 1458 and encodes 485 amino acids. The transcript is spliced from 4 exons. Gene Ontology annotation, cellular component: plasma membrane. The record is from RefSeq and is a predicted model, not a curated record.